Messenger RNA from Caenorhabditis angaria, 2278 nucleotides. The record is from the annotation of a GenBank genome assembly. Lineage: Eukaryota; Metazoa; Nematoda; Chromadorea; Rhabditida; Rhabditidae.
AUGGCAUUUCACACACUCUAUUGGACAAUUUUAUCAAUUAUCGAUGUUUUGGCCAUUUUUUUCAAUGGAUUAUUGAUUUAUUUGGCGUGUUUCAAGACGCCAAAAGCUGUCAAAACUUAUACGAUUUUGAUUAUUAAUUUGGCGGUUACGGAUUGUAUUGCGGCUUUGGCGAAUUUUUUUGUGCAGCAGAGGUUGGGACCUUUAAAUCUGGAAUUUCUCCAAAAAAAGAAACUUGGCCAAAAAUUAUUGCAAAUUGUUGUAGUUUAGGUAGUUUAGUUGCGAAAAAAUUAUAUUAACUUUUUUUUUUGAAAAUUUAUUUGAUUUUGCCACGUCAUCAAGUUCAAAACAUCUAGUUUUCUAAAAUCAUACAAUUAACACAUUCUUCAAAUAAAAAAUUUUUUUCUAAAAUUUUUGAAACAGUGAAUUUUCAAAAAAUAUUUCAUAGGAACUUUUACAACCCAAAAAUGUAUUGCGAAAAUUUUUUCAGAAACGUGGAAAAUUUUAAGAACAUUUUUGACAAGCACAAAGUUUUGGGUUCACUUCAUUUUGCCACGUCAUCAAGUUCAAAAGAUUUUUAAAGACUUAAUUUAAAAUUUUCAACAUAUAACAAGUAUCACUUUUUUUAAUCACAAAUUAUUUUCCAAAAUUUUUGAAACAGUGAAUUUUUCAAAAUUUUUUAUGACCGAAAAAUUUAUUGAAACAUUAAAACAUUUUCAGAUUUUUCUAUUUUUUUACACUUUACUGCAAUUUCGUCUUCGUCUAAUCAAAUUUUCCAAUUCAAAAACAAUUUUCGAAAAUUUCUGAAACAGUGAAUUUUUUCCAGAAUGAUCCCCGGUGGCUGGUCAAUCGGCUAUAUUUCCAAUGGCCCGUGCAAAUAUUUCACUUACAAAAUCUGCUUUUUCGGUCAUAAUAUAAUGGCAAGUAUGAUAACUCAUUCGAAUUAUUCACUUCUCUUAUCAUUUGCCUAUCGCUAUUAUAUUUUGGUUAAAAGUGAGCCGCGAAGAAAUGUGCUAAUUUGUGUGGUCUUUUUGACUUAUACACCUUCGCUUAUUCAAUUAGUGGGUUUUCUUUCUGAGAAUUUUUGAAAAAUUUCAAUUUUUGACGUCUGAAAAUCUAAUUAUUGGGUUGAAGAUUUUAAUUAUAGGGAAAUAGUGGGAAAUUUUUGAACCUUGAUUUUUUGAAUAUUUUGCGAAGUCUAGAGAGCAUCUGGAAAGAUUCUAGAAGGCCUGGAAAAAUUCUAAUUAGGCUGUAGAAAGAUCCCGAGACACUUCAGAAGCUCUAGAAAAAUUCUGGAUAGAUUCUGGAACUUUCUAGAAACCCGCGCACAUUCUGGAAACGCUGAAAUUGAACGAAAUCUUCGGAAAUUUCAGACAUCUAAAUUUUAAAGAUUUUCAGAAGACCCAGGAAGCCUGGAAAAAUUCUGAUAAGGCUAGAAAGAUCCCGAGACACUUCAGAAGCCCUAGAAAAAUUAUGGAUAGAUUCCGGAACUUCCUAGAAGCCCGGGAACAUUCUGGAAACGCUGAAAUCUUCAGAAAUUCUGAGAGACUUCUAAAAUCAAAUGAAUUUUCAGAAUCUCUGACAAACCUCAGAAUGUUCCCUCUGGAAGAAUUCUAGAUCAAUUUUCGGACAAAUCAAAUGAGCCUGAAGUGCUUCAGAAAAAAAUCUAGAACUCCUAGAUGGAUCCCAAGACUCUCCAGAAGCCCUGGGAAAAAAUCUAAAUAAUUUUCAGAUUCUCUAUCAAUUUGCCUCCGGCGAUCCAAUCCGCAUCGAAUCCGCUCUCCUCAAAAUCUACCCCCAUUACAAUUUCACAGGUCUAAUGAUCAGUGGCGUCGAAGACAUUCGAUCAAUAAACGCCUUCUUCAAAAUCCUCCAAAUGACCGUAUUUUCGAUCCCAAUUUAUCUAACCAUCAUUUAUCUUCGCUCAAAAAUCAUCAAGAAAUUAAAUGAGUUCAAGGGAAGCAUCACCAAAUCCACCAAAACCCUUCACUCGCAAUUUCUACUUGCUCUAACUUAUCAAGCACUUCUGCCGUCAAUUUAUAUGACAAGUUUAGUUAUGUAUUGUUUAGAGCAAUUUGGGAUCUACAGUAAUCCGAUGAUGGAGGAUUAUAUCGCUUCGGGACUCAUUUUGACGCCAUUCUUCUCGCCAUUUUCAUCGUUCGUUUUUGUCACACCCUAUAGACAAUUUCUAUCAGAUUUAUUUUGUGGAAAACGGAGAAAUCGAAGUGUUGCAAGUGAAACAGUGAAAAUAUCCACGAUUAGCAGCAUGUCAAUGUUAUAA